Phalaenopsis equestris is the source of this 697-nucleotide messenger RNA. Its product is annotated as RING-H2 finger protein ATL56-like. The transcript has a single exon. Bases 82 to 594 code for a protein of 170 amino acids. NCBI's taxonomy places the organism in Eukaryota, Viridiplantae, Streptophyta, Magnoliopsida, Asparagales, Orchidaceae. The record is from RefSeq and is a predicted model, not a curated record.
GUCUGAAAUAUCUACUACGGAACCCACCGCCCUUCGGUGCAUCCGGUCAUCUUCAUCCAGCCCUCUUUUCCGCGCCCAAAAAUGACCAGCGAAGACGGCGACGAAUCCAUGGCUAGGCUCGACAACCACAGCUCCGUCGCGGGCCUCCCAACGCCGCCUGUAAAGCCUAAAGGCCUCGCCUGGCUUCUCUCGUUUCUUCUCAGGGCUGUCGUGAUGGCGCUUGUCCUUGCUCUUUUCUUCGUAUUUGCCGGCGUUGCGGUAUGCUUCCUUCUUAUCCUGGGCCUAGUCGGAAGGGUUCUUCGCCGCCGUCGACGGCUCUUCGAAGCGAUGGUCGGGCCACCAUCUCCUGAAAGCUGCGGCCUUUCUCCAGAAGAGCUCCGGCGCCUUCCCUGCUUUAGCUACUGCGGUGGAUCAGGAGCGCAGGAUUGCGCCGUGUGUCUGGAGGGUUUUCAGGAGGGUGGGUGGUGCAGGGCACUCCCAGGCUGCAACCAUGUGUUUCACAGGCUUUGCGUGGACCGGUGGCUGGAGAAUUCUCCGCUUUGCCCUAUCUGCCGUGGCAGUGUUACGAGUCGGCCGCCCUUGAUAGGUAGCUAGGGUGUAUUCUGUAAGUUUGUUUCCGAGUUGUGAUUCUAGGGCUUGCAUACUUGUACAAAGGUCUGGUACAUUUUUUCUUGCAAAUAAUCAAUAUGCUUUGUCU